CACCCUGGCACCUGUAUGUCACGUGACGGUGUAACGCAACUCUGCUCCUCCUGCGCAAUGUGCGCAUUGUCUCCUGUCAUCUUGGCACACAGCACCCUGGACAGGGCAGGAAAAGUAUUCUCUGUCAUCCCCCCCAACCUCCGAAAGGUGAUUUUAUCUAACCAUGGGGAACAGAGACGACGAGUAUGAUUUCUUGUUUAAAGUUGUACUGAUAGGAGACUCUGGAGUGGGGAAGAGUAACCUGCUGUCCCGUUUCACAAGAAAUGAGUUCAACCUGGAGAGCAAGAGUACCAUUGGGGUGGAGUUUGCCACCCGUAGCAUCCAGGUGGAUGGCAAGACGAUAAAGGCACAGAUCUGGGACACAGCUGGACAGGAACGCUACAGAGCCAUCACCUCAGCAUAUUACAGGGGCGCAGUCGGGGCACUCCUAGUUUACGACAUCGCCAAGCAUUUGACAUAUGAGAACGUUGAACGCUGGCUGAAGGAGCUCAGGGACCACGCUGACAACAACAUAGUCAUCAUGCUGGUUGGAAACAAGAGCGACCUCCGUCACCUCAGGGCAGUGCCCACUGAUGAGGCUCGAGCUUUCUCAGAAAAGAACACCCUGUCAUUUAUUGAGACGUCAGCUUUGGACUCAACAAACGUAGAAGAAGCAUUCAAGAACAUUUUAACAGAAAUCUACCGCAUUGUGUCACAGAAGCAGAUAGCGGACAGAUCUGCACACGAUGAGUCUCCAGGCAACAAUGUUGUGGACAUAAGUGUCCCCCCAACCACUGAUGGUCAGAAGGGCAACAAACUGCAGUGCUGCCAGAGCCUGUGACCAUAAACUCCAUGACACUCAUCCUCCAUCUUCCCACAUCCACCCUGACAUCCCAUUACCUGAGCACUUUUCGUUGCCCUAAUCACGACUGACUUCCCCGUCACUGUCCUUUAUGCCUUUUUUUCUGUUUGAUAUAAGACUUUUGAACUCACUUGUGCUCUUCUCUUCUGCCAUGAAAGAAAACUUUAAGAAGCCUUUAUGUCAGGUGGUCGGUAGAGUCGUUCAUGGAGUCACUGCAAAGGUGAAGAAACAAGGCGGCGUCCGCUGCCUCAUGAAAGCCUGUGCUGUGAGGUAGUUUGAACUGAGCUGAACUGAAACUCUAUGUACAGGGAGGUUGUUAAACACAUUUCAAAGGUUACCACUAGAUGGUGCUGUGUAAAUAACCCACAGGCAGUAACUCCAACCUUAUGAAGCAGUAUUAUGUGUUAUGUGGUUCUGACAACAGAUAAGUUAUCAUGCCAAAAAAUGUCCUCAUUAUGUAUUUAUUGUAGAAUAUUUGGCUUAAUUUUGCAUUGUUUUACUUUAAAUUUAAGAACUGUUAAAAUUUACAAUAAAAUGCUUAAAAAAUGAA
This is a messenger RNA of Notolabrus celidotus (New Zealand spotty), 1391 nucleotides long. Its product is annotated as ras-related protein Rab-11B-like. Gene Ontology annotation, biological process: regulated exocytosis; constitutive secretory pathway. Bases 164 to 820 code for a protein of 218 amino acids. The transcript has 5 exons. Gene Ontology annotation, cellular component: recycling endosome. The record is from RefSeq and is a predicted model, not a curated record. NCBI's taxonomy places the organism in Eukaryota, Metazoa, Chordata, Actinopteri, Labriformes, Labridae. Gene Ontology annotation, molecular function: GTP binding; GTPase activity.